AUGGAAGGAUUCAACCAUUCCAGAGUGUCUGAAUUUGUGUUACUUGGACUUACUGAUUCUCCUGAGCUCCAGAUUUUCUUCAAUGUGAUGUUUUUCAUUUUCUAUUUAAUGACCAUGUUUGGUAACUGCCUGAUUUUGUUCACUAUCCUGUUCACCCCACACCUCCACUCCCCCAUGUACUUCCUACUCAGCAAUUUAUCUCUCAUUGACAUGUGCCUGUCCUCUUUUGCCACUCCAAAGAUGAUCAUGGACUUCUUUGCACAACGCAAGACCAUCUCCUUUAAGGGCUGCAUUUCUCAGAUCUUCUUAUUGCACCUCUUCACUGGAACUGAGAUUGUGCUGCUGAUCUCCAUGUCUUUUGAUAGGUACAUUGCCAUAUGCAAACCUCUCCAUUAUUCAACUAUUAUAAGCCAAAGAGUAUGUGUUUGGCUUGUGGUAACUUCUUGGAUGGUGGGCUUCCUGCAUACAAUGAGCCAGUUAGCUUUUAUUCUCUAUUUACCCUUCUGUGGCCCCAAUAUUAUAGACAGUUUCUUCUGUGACAUUCCUUUGGUCAUCCAGCUGGCUUGUAUAGAUAUAUAUGUUCUUGGGGUUUUCAUGAUCUCAACCAGUGGUGUGAUUGCUCUUAUAAGUUUUCUGCUUUUGCUCACGUCAUACAUUAUUGUUCUUGUUACUAUCAAGGACCACUCUUCCAUAGGAUCAUCUAAGGCUCUUUCCACCUGCACUGCACAUUUCAUUGUUGUGUUCAUGUUCUUUGGGCCCUGCAUCUUCAUCUACGUGUGGCCUUUCACAAACUUCUUAGUGGACAAAGUUCUCUCCGUUUUCUACACCAUCUUCACCCCGUUUUUGAAUCCACUUAUCUAUACUUUGAGAAACCAGGAAGUGAAAACAGCUGUGAUGAAGAAACUAAGGAAUCAAUAUUUAUAUCUUGGGAAAAUGACCCCAAGAUAUCCAGUCCAGUGA
Pipistrellus kuhlii (Kuhl's pipistrelle) is the source of this 960-nucleotide messenger RNA. Its product is annotated as olfactory receptor 4K2-like. Gene Ontology annotation, molecular function: olfactory receptor activity; G protein-coupled receptor activity. The coding region runs from base 1 to 960 and encodes 319 amino acids. The transcript has a single exon. Gene Ontology annotation, cellular component: membrane. Gene Ontology annotation, biological process: G protein-coupled receptor signaling pathway. The record is from RefSeq and is a predicted model, not a curated record. NCBI's taxonomy places the organism in Eukaryota, Metazoa, Chordata, Mammalia, Chiroptera, Vespertilionidae.